CACAUCUGAAGCCGCACUGGGUAUUGACCUCCGUCGGCUUCCGCGAGAUAUUGUCAUACCCGGUCUCACGUGUCUUGAGGUGUGGUAAAGGCAAGCCACUUGGCCUUGUUCCGCAUCAUAGUGGUAUGAUGAUGUUAUGGCUCCGCCUAAUUUCAUAAAAAUACAGGCCAUGGAUGUUGUUGGGCAUCAUCGCUGCGUUAGCGUUUUUUCCAUCGGUUUCUCGUCGAAGUUUGGGGGGGUUGAAAAUGGGUUUAAGAUGGAGCUCAUCUCUGUCAUUUCUGAUAGAUCUUGGGGCCCAGAGAUCUUCAACUUCGGUGAUCCAGCCCAGGUUUCUAUCAACCUACGGAGACUAUGACUUCACACGGCCAUCACGCAAGGUCCACAACCAGCUUGCAUGGCGAGGGCUAUGGUGAACGACAUCAUAGAAGCAGCGGCAGAGAUUCCAAGCACAAGUCAUCGUCAAAGAAAAGCUCGACCGCAACCUACAACUCUCAGUUUUCAGUCGAGCCUGUGUCCUUCCUGUUCUCGGUGAUUGAAUACGAGGUUUCCUACGGCAACUCGCCUGCCCCCAGGGAUCAAUGGGACAAUACUUUGCCGCCGUUGACUAGAAAUGGUUACCGACUUAACAACGAAGCGCCUGUCUUUCGGUACAGAGAUGGAAUCGUAUCCGAAGCCCCCGAGUAUGCGUGGCGCAGGUUGGUCGAGGGCCAACCUGGCGGAAUCUACAGGCAUGAGCAUGGCCAGUUCUUGGGUCAAGCUUUCCACUACAAGGCACACAGCAUAUUUGCCUGCUCACCAUGUCUCCCCUUCAUUAUUGCCGACGGAGACAUAUCCCUUUACAAUAGCUACAUGCGUAAUGUGGGCGAGCAUGGGACCAACGCCUAUGUCGAAGACUCGGCCCGUUGUUGGCACAUGCUACACUUCGACCACAACAAUGGCAUUUCCCAAGCGAAUGGUGAAUCGUAUGGGCACCCCUGGGUUGCUGGCAGGAACCCAUCAUGGAUGCCAUCUUUGGUACCUAAGGUGUUCAGGAACCACAAAGAGCCACAGACGCUGUCUCGAGGCCUUUCUGGAGAAAUCUCCAUCGUAAUUGGUCUCAUGGCCUUUCACAGUCCGCCACGCUAUCCUGGUUGGGUGUUUGAACAACAGUGGUGGACGCACAACUUAUGGCAAGGACCUAACUCAGCACCAGUAUACUACCCCCCUCAAGCUGACGCAAUUCCCCGCGGGUUCCUGGUCCAUGUGUGUCUGGAUCUCUAUCAAGCUCCCGGAGUAUCCCCCGAACACUAUAGUGAACAUUACGCAAAUCAGACUGCAAGUAUCAGUGAGUUUGAGGCUGAUAGAGCAUGGGUUCGAGAUGUCGGGACCCAUUGA
Molecule: messenger RNA, 1374 nt
Organism: Neurospora hispaniola
Lineage: Eukaryota; Fungi; Ascomycota; Sordariomycetes; Sordariales; Sordariaceae
Exons: 3
Coding region: 352-1374 (340 amino acids)
Source: RefSeq, a predicted model, not a curated record